CUCGAGGCACCUCGGUGGUGUAGUGCCAAGGCGCGGGUGGACAGGGCCUGCCGACGAAACUCUUCCUCUGCCGAGGUGCCGUUGUCGGCUAGCCUCCCUGACGGCUACAAGGAUGAUGCCGUGGGGCGGGGGGCUGCCCUUGCCCUUGACCGCGGGUGGGACCUAUGUCUUGGCGUCCCACUGCCGUCCGCCCCCCUCCCUUUCUCAUCUUUCACCACGGUCACUCCUCAUUGACAGCAACGACUCCAAGUCCCUCAUCCUCGUCGUCGAAUACCCUUCUCCUCCUUCUCCACUAGACCUUACUCAUACUAUCGGACCGCAAGUUUACUCUUCUAUCCACCCAUCGUCCUCAUCUCGCGCAGGCAACAGCUACACACGCCCGGAAGCAAAAGCUACCCUUCCGCAGGCCAAGACCCCUGAGCCUGUCUGUCGUUCUGCCAGACAUCCGCUCUCGCCUUUGCUGCACAAGUUCAGUGAGCACUAUCACAAAGGCAUGAACUCGAUCAGUCCCUCGGGAGGCUCUUACUCGGCUUUUUCAAAGCAAUCCUCCAGCUCUCCGGUUCCAUCUUUGGAAUCCUCCCUUGCGACGUCCAUGUCUCGCGCCUCUUCAGCAAGAUCGAUGAGCCCCUCGGGCGCCGCAUCCUCUCACGGCAGCAUCUCCAUGAGCAGUGAUGCCCGGACCGACGACUCCAAUGCUGGUGACGAUGACUCCUUCUCCCUCGUCGUCUGCCAGUGGAACGACUGUGGCCAGACGUAUGAAGAUCCCGAGAUUCUGUAUCAGCACUUGUGCAAUGACCACGUAGGACGAAAGAGCACCAACAAUCUCUGUCUUACGUGUCACUGGAUAGGAUGCGAUGCCGUCUGCGCCAAGAGGGAUCACAUCACCUCUCACCUACGUGUGCACACACCACUGAAGCCUCACUCUUGUGCUUCUUGUGGCAAGAUGUUCAAGCGGCCUCAAGACUUGAAGAAGCACGAGAGGAUCCACACCGAAGACCAUCAGAUGAAGCAGGCUCAGACCAAGGUCCACAAACAGCAGGCAUCUGCGCUAGCAAAGGAGAAUACCAAAAGGCAGCAGCAGCAGCAACAGCAGGCCGAAGAGAGGAGGUUCCACCAACAGCAGCAAGCACACCUUGCCCACCAGCAGCGCCAUCAUGCCGCGAUGGCGAGUCAACCUCAUCCUCAGCUUCACCAGCAAUAUCAGCCAUUCGGAAGCAACGUCUAUUCCUCCACAGGCAAUCCUGUCUUCUAUCCUCAGGGAGUCGGCAUGCCCAGCCACCGCGGCUACACGUCCGACUGGACUCAGAACAUGAGGCAACAAUCGCCAUCCGCAUCUGGUCGCCUGGCCCCUCAACAUGAGAGGCGGGAUGGUUCAGUCUCGUCAUUAGCAUCCCUCUCUCCUUCGUCUUCGCACUUGGGUACUCCAUACUCUUCAGAGGCCUCGCCGAGGAACCACUAUCAACAGGCGCAACAGAGUACACAAGGAAUGGUGGGAGGGGAGUACCCUCUGAACUCAUCGUACCUUGCUCUGGCCAGUGGCACUCAACGUUCGAAGCCAUCCGAGGACCCCAAUUCGUACACAUUCCUUUCUCAGGGUAGCCGUGCCUCGUCUAUUGCAUCUUCUGCUAGCUUGAAGCGUGGGUACGAUGACUUGCUCACUGGUGUGGACGGUCUGCUUCAAGACACGAGGAAGAAAAGGCCCAGCGAGUCUCAAAGCUUGCCUGAUGCGGACCAAAGCUACAGUAGUCUCGUCGGAUCCUCACCGGCUUACGAUGCAAACAUGGCGGAUAAACUCAGCUCGACCUUUGGUAGCACAUUCGACGAUGAUGCGAUUCUGCAGGCACUGCUCAACGGCAGUAAUGUCAAUGACGCAGGGUCCGCCAGCUCGCACCAAGGUGGGAGUCACAUGCCAACUUUUGCGUUGAACGGACAUUCUGCCGGUCCACAAGGGCCGCACAGAGGAGCACCUGGUAUCGGCCCCACCACUGCAUCCGCUCCAGCAUUCUCCGCCUCAUUGCCUACCGACCCUCACAAGCUUGCUGAGCUCAAUCACUUCCUCUUGCAGCUGGGUAACAGCGCUGCUCGGGACCUAAAUGGAGCAAUGGCCUCCCACGGGAAUGGUUCACAACAACCGUCGUCAAGCGGAGCUUUCGAUGCAGCUGCCUUUGACAUGAAUUCCCUCGGCGCCAUGGGUCUGACGAACAUUGCGGGAUUCGAUUCUUCCCUGUUCUCCAAUGGUGACGCCAGCUAUCUGGAUCUCGGUCAGCAGCAGCAGCCACCACGAGCCAUUGCCAGCAUGCCCCGUCAGCAGGGCACCACCAAUGGCGGUCACUUCCAAUCCCACCAGCAGCAACAUACGGCACAGGGUAAUGGUGGACAGACUGCCGCCGGCUUCGCGUCGCCAAUGGGCAGUCUGUAUCCAUCCUUGACUCCUCAUCAUGGGCUGCAGACGAUGGCGCAGAGCCAGCCCCAGCAGCAAGCUCAGCACCUGCCUUAUGGCAGUGGAGCCGCAAGCUUCGACUCUGUGCGCAUGCCCCGUGGAGCAGGCGUGAAGCCGACACUGUCCAGUGUUGACAGCAGGUCUCACACCUUCCGCCGUGUCGACCCGCUGAUGAGAGCUGCACCAACCGAGAUCGAAGCUCGAUCUGUCGACACGGAGACGCACGAUGUCGAUGACCGCAAGAGCAGUCUGGCACCCAUCCGGUCUCCGCAGCCACCCACCGCUUCGGUGAGCGACGAAAGGCACGAUGAUGCAGCCCACAUUCUGGCCAGUAUCGACGGUACACGACGUGGUGCUACUGCUCUUGCGGCAACGGAUAGUGCCAGACCUGCUCCCAUUUUGCCCUCCAUCUCGUCUCUUCUCUCGUCAAGAGACUUGCCACCCCCACCCGCGAUGGGUACGGCGGGUCACACUUGGCGCUCAUCUCGAAAGGAAAGCUACGGCACUACCGUCGACACCCGCACCACUACCCCCUCCUCGACCGGAUCGCCGACAGACACUUCGUCGUCGUCGUCUGCCUUUAGGUCUACAUCGCCAGCGCCACCAAGCUCGCUUUACCCCUCUUUGCCCGGCGCUGACACCCUCAUGGCUAAGAUGGCUCUUGCACCGGGUUCGUCAGGCGACGUCUCUUUGGAGACGAGGAUCAGGCACGUCAAGCUGAUCAAGAGUCUCUUGCUAGCCAUCAACUUCCCCGAGCGCCUGCAGAGCAUCCUCGGCCACACUCGUGCCGAAGCGGACGAUGAAGAGAUGGACGUGGAAGAGCACGACGAGGAAAUGUACGACGAAGGGCGUCGCACACCUCGUCCCAACUCCAGCCCCGAUACUGUAAAGGAACAAGAUCAGAAGGAUGAUGAGCAGGACGAUACGCCGCCGGUGAGCAAGUCUGCCUCGAAGGACUGGCUGAGCACCGUGGUGGGACCCAAGACGGACACCUUUGCAGACCGAUGGAGAAGAACGGGCCAGCAGGACGGCGUUGAUGUUUGAGUAGAAGUAGAGCGCACGAGCGCUGCCCUCCAUCGAUUCCCCUUCCGCUGGCCCUCUUGCUGCUUAAUUACUGUCUAGAUAAAUCCCUCCUUUUGCUUUCGAAUGCCUUUGCACCGCUGUACACACCUCUCGCCCAGAAGAAGGGGACUGUAUUUGUACAAUAUGAUCCACCGUUCCCCACUCGUCUUGACAUUUCCGCGUGUGUCGCGGCUGAACUUGGAU
Microstroma glucosiphilum is the source of this 3706-nucleotide messenger RNA. RefSeq lists its product as hypothetical. Gene Ontology annotation, cellular component: nucleus. Lineage: Eukaryota; Fungi; Basidiomycota; Exobasidiomycetes; Microstromatales; Microstromataceae. The record is from RefSeq and is a predicted model, not a curated record. The transcript has a single exon. Bases 113 to 3484 code for a protein of 1123 amino acids. Gene Ontology annotation, molecular function: zinc ion binding. Gene Ontology annotation, biological process: positive regulation of transcription by RNA polymerase II.